Molecule: messenger RNA, 1693 nt
Organism: Malaya genurostris
Lineage: Eukaryota; Metazoa; Arthropoda; Insecta; Diptera; Culicidae
Product: esterase FE4-like
Exons: 2
Coding region: 1-1635 (544 amino acids)
Source: RefSeq, a predicted model, not a curated record
AUGAUCAGUUUCGUUGCUCUGGUUGUCGUAAUAGUCCCGUCUGUUGUAUUUGCUGAAGAUGGACCAAUAAUCAGUAGCCCGUCGGGGAAAAUACAGGGUACAGUUGAGUCAUGUGGUAUGUUUUGCACAUACUACUCAUUCAAAGGUAUCCCUUAUGCGCUGCCACCGGUUGGUGCACUUCGUUUCAGGAAUCCAGUCGCUCAUCCAGAUUGGAGUGAUGUCCGAGAUGGUAGUCAGCAUGGUGCAAAAUGUCUGCAGGUUGGGACAAACCUUGAAGAAAUCAUAGGAGACGAAGAUUGCUUGUUUUUGAAUGUGUAUAGUGAAAAUGUAAUUGGCCUACAUCCGGUGAUGUUUUGGAUCCAUGGAGGAGCAUUCAGUGCUGGGGCCGGAGAUUUUGAACCAUUCGAUCCGCAGAAACUGAUCAGAGAAGGUAUUACUGUGGUGACCGUGAACUACAGAUUAGGUGCGCUUGGAUUUCUGAGUACUGCUGAUCAGUAUGCUCAAGGGAACUGGGGAUUGAAGGACUGCAUAGAGGCCCUUCGAUGGAUUAAGAGAAACAUUGCUUCUUUUGGAGGAGAUCCAGACAAUGUAACUAUUUUUGGAAACUCUGCUGGAGCUUCAUUGGUACAUUAUCUAUAUUUAUCCGAGCUGGCAGAUGGACUGUUCCACAAGGCAAUCGCCCAAAGUGGAAAUGUAUUGAUGCCAUUCGCCUUUCAAUCUAAUCCAAGUUUUUAUGCAGAUAGAUUAGCGGCAGCCUUCGGAUUAUCAAAUGAUAGCGCCGUUUAUGUUGGUGAACUCAGAAAUCUUCCAGCAAACAGUUUCAUUCCGUGGCAAGAAAACUUACCCACCAUUCCAGUUCCUCGCUAUCUGCGUCCAUUGGACUUUUCACCAUCAGUUGAGCCAAGUAACUCUCCAGAGGCAAGAGCGUUAACCGAUAAACCGAAGCAUCUUAUGGAAACUCGAACCCACUACGUUCCCUUCAUGAUUGGUUACAAUGAUCUGGAAGGAUCAUUUUUCACAACCCUUGAACAACUCAUCGAUCAAACAGUAUGGGAACAGUUCAAUUCUCAACCUCAACUAUUGAUACCUUUCUUCUGGAACAUCGAAAACGGUUCUUCAUCUUCACUCAGUGUCAUUUCCGCUUUUCAACAGUACUACUUCAACGAUAAACCAAUCGAUAGUUCAGUGGACUUCGAAUGGGCCCAAUACUACGGAGAUCACAUAUUCCGGUUUCCAACCGAUUAUACUGCCCAAGUCCAUGCUAGAGGUCAAGCACCAGUGUAUUACUACCAGUUUUCCUAUGACGGGGAUCUAAAUUUGUACAAAAAAUUAUUUAUGAUCACUCACCCUGGAGCAGUUCACUGCGACGAGCUACCGUAUAUGUUCGAAAUAGCAACACAAAUGGGAAUUUCCAUUGCGGCCGAUAGCCAUGCUCUAACGGUGAGUAACCGUGUGGUACGAAUGUGGACGAAUUUCGCGAAAUACGGAGUUCCAAGUCCAGGUGAUGACACCAUACUGCAAAAUGUUAACUGGCCAAGUAUUCAAGAGGGACCAAAUGACGUGACCCUAAUGGACAUAGGUUUAUUGAUGUGGCAUAAUUUGCAGAAUUCUUACGCUGCUAACCCGUUUGUAUGAGCAUCGUCCACCAGAUGGCAAUGCAGAAAUGAAUGCAAUUCAUUCUUCGAAAUUAAAC